GAAGGCAAAGAAUAGUCAUUGCGAUCAACAGUCCAUGCGUGGCAGGCCGUGGCACUCAACCUCCAUCUCGCCGGCCAAAGCCAGCGUCCCCUUUGCCCUCCACCCGUUUAGGUCUGACUAAUAACGAUCUCCGGCAGUGCGUCGUGCUAUCCCCUGAAGUAAUACAUGCCAGGAUGGCACCUUCCCUCUGGGCAAUGCUACCUCCACAGACCACCAGACAUCCCAACAAGUUAUUAAUCCCCCGAGCGCGAGCCCAGGUGUCAAUCUCGAGCCCUCGGUCCCGCACAUUGCAAGCCUGUGAUCCGUGUCGGAACCGCAAAGCCAAAUGCAAUGGGGCGAAGCCGACGUGCAUCAACUGUGAAAGACUGGCAAUCGAGUGCACGUAUUCAGAACAGAGACGCUCUAGAGAAAGGAAGGAGUUGGACCAAUUAAAAGACAUCAUUCAACGCCAUGACCGCUUGAUCCGGUCUAUCCUAUCCCGAUUGCUCGACCCCUUGCCAUCCGCAAUUGCUGGACAUCCGGAGACACUGCCAUCCGUUAUAAGCACAAUCCGCCACAGUGUGUCCGUCCAUGAUGCCGCCACGCGCCUGGUCAGACAAGUCCCAGUGCAACGGCCUGGCAUCAGCCUGGAGAAUAUACAGCUGGUCUGGAGAACACAACUAUCUGGUCAACCACAGCUUGUCGAACGGCAAGCACCCUACCGCGUCCACACUGUUGAGUUGUGGUCGGACCAGGUUGAUAACAUGACUGCAUCGCAUCUGUUCUCGUUAUUCUUUGUCUGGGAUAAUCCCACGUGGAGGUUGAUCGAGCCUAGUUUAUUCCUUAAUGGUUUCUGUCGCGGAGACACUCGCUUCUGCUCCUCCUUGCUGGUUAACACAAUGCUCUUCUAUGCAUGUCAUUUUUCAUAUAAUCUAGCGAGACCUUGGGACCGUCGCAGAGAAACACAGACGGCCAAACAGCUUUUUAAGACACUUGAGAAGCACUGGCGUCAGGAUAAGAACCGGAUCUGCCUUCCUACUAUGCAGUCGAGCUUCCUCCUUGGGCUGUUCUUCUGCGCCAUGGGAAAAGGCAAUAUUGGAGUUCGUUACAUUCAAUACGGCGCACUGAUGGCUUUGAAGCUCGGUCUCCAUACUCAGACAGCCGAGACUUUCCGUGCUCACUGUGAGACAGACACGGAGCAGAAUUUGCGAGCGCAUAAGAUUAUUGCUUGUGCAGUCUACGAAAUUGAAACAAUGUCAGCCCAAGUAUCUGGAAGGUCUUCCGUUUGGUCAGCCCCGCCGGAGAUAAGCUUGGACGAAGACGAAGCAUGCACCGCGGACCUCAAUGAAAAGUGGACGCCAUAUCCGUUUACAGCCCCUGUAUACAGGCCAUAUCCAAACACAAGCACAUGGGCGCGUCGGACACUUCUCAAUCUCGUGAAUGAUGUGACUCGACUGUCCUCCCAUUCGGACAUGCUGACCGACUUGCACCAUAGCCAGAGGGCUGCCGCACUCUAUAAGAGGCUUGAUAUCUUCAGGAGGACUCUUCCGGCUGUUCUGGAUAUUGACAUAAACAGAUCACCACAUAAUAUUUGUCUACACCUCUAUUACCAUUCAACCGUCGUCAACCUCUGUGGGAUAUUCAGAGGUGACCUACACAAUCCAACGGCAAAUGGAUUAAUUCCAUCAACAAGUUUUGAUCCCUGUAAUAUUAUGGAUGAAGCCAUGAAGUCGAUGGGGACACUUAUAUUGUUGUAUCGCGCUUGCCAUGGUUGGAAAUCCCUUCCUGUGGUUAUGAUGCAUUACUUUCUCGUUGUCAGCGUUCACGCUGCCUCGCGUUUGAAAUGUUCAAAAUGGCGCGAGAUUCUAGUCAGCUGUGUGGCUGGUCUCUGGCACAUGAGCCUGGCAUGGCAACUCUGCCGGGCCUUUCUGCGGACGAUAGAUUUGGUGCUCAAUUCAAGUGUGGAUCCUGCGCUGGUUCCAGAAGAGGUACGAUCAAUCUUGGAUGAACAUCGGGAGAAGUUGUGGACCCGCGGGCAGCUUGAAUCACUUGCCGCCAACUACGUUGUCCACUACUAUCCCGAUCAGCUCUUCGAGGCAAGCGAGAGCGGCAGUCACUGUUUCCAUGGCAAGCGUCUGGGAGAGGUUAUUAGGGAGUUCGAUUGAGACUUUAG
Molecule: messenger RNA, 2152 nt
Organism: Aspergillus eucalypticola CBS 122712
Lineage: Eukaryota; Fungi; Ascomycota; Eurotiomycetes; Eurotiales; Aspergillaceae
Exons: 5
Coding region: 174-2144 (656 amino acids)
Biological process (GO): regulation of DNA-templated transcription; DNA-templated transcription
Molecular function (GO): DNA binding; zinc ion binding; DNA-binding transcription factor activity, RNA polymerase II-specific
Source: RefSeq, a predicted model, not a curated record